Messenger RNA from Leptonychotes weddellii (Weddell seal), 4084 nucleotides. The record is from RefSeq and is a predicted model, not a curated record. NCBI's taxonomy places the organism in Eukaryota, Metazoa, Chordata, Mammalia, Carnivora, Phocidae.
CGGCUGGCGCGGGGCGAGGCCGGCGGUGGCCCCGGGCUCGACGGCCUCCUGGAUCUGCUGCUGGGGCUGCACCACGAGCUCAGCAGCGCCCCCCUCCGGCGGGAGCGCAACGUGGCGCAGUUCCUGAGCUGGGCCAGCCCCUUCGUAGCGAAGGUAAAAGAGCUGAGGCUGCAGAGAGAUGACUUCGAGAUCUUGAAGGUGAUCGGCCGAGGGGCCUUCGGGGAGGUCGCCGUGGUGAGGCAGAGGGACAGUGGGCAGAUUUUUGCCAUGAAAAUGCUGCACAAGUGGGAGAUGCUCAAGAGGGCCGAGACUGCCUGUUUCCAGGAGGAGCGGGACGUUCUGGUGAAGGGGGACAGCCGCUGGGUGACUGCUCUGCAUUAUGCCUUCCAAGAUGACGAGUACCUGUACCUGGUGAUGGACUACUAUGCUGGUGGGGACCUCCUCACUCUGCUGAGCCGCUUUGAGGACCGCCUCCCACCCGAGCUGGCUCAGUUCUACCUGGCUGAGAUGGUGCUGGCCAUCCACUCUUUGCACCAGCUGGGCUACGUCCACAGGGAUGUCAAGCCAGACAAUGUCCUGCUGGACAUGAAUGGUCACAUCCGCUUGGCUGACUUCGGUUCAUGCCUCCGUCUCAACAACAGUGGUAUGGUGGAUUCGUCAGUGGCAGUAGGGACCCCGGACUACAUCUCCCCCGAGAUCCUGCAGGCCAUGGAGGAAGGCAAAGGCCACUACGGCCCACAGUGUGACUGGUGGUCCCUGGGCGUCUGUGCCUACGAGCUGCUCUUUGGGGAGACGCCCUUCUAUGCUGAAUCCCUGGUGGAAACCUACGGCAAGAUCAUGAACCAUGAGGACCAUCUGCAGUUUCCCUCAGACGUGCCUGACGUGCCGGCCACUGCCCGGGACCUGAUCCGCCAGCUGCUGUGCCGCCAGGAGGGGCGGCUGGGUCGUGGGGGGCUGGACGACUUCCGGAACCACCCCUUCUUUGAAGGCGUGGACUGGGAGCGACUGGCAACCAGCACCGCCCCCUACAUCCCCGAGCUUCGUGGGCCCAUGGACACCUCCAACUUCGAUGUGGAUGACGACACCCUCAACCAUCCGGGGACCCUCCCACCACCCUGCCACGGAGCCUUCUCCGGCCACCACCUGCCAUUCGUGGGCUUCACCUACACCUCGGGCAGUCCGAGCCCUGAGAGCCGCUCUGAGCAGCUGGCUGCCCUCGAGCAGCAGCUCCAUUGUCUGGAGCAGGAGAAGAUGGAGCUGAGCCGGAAGCUCCAAGAGGCCCUGCAGGUCUCCUCAGACCACCGGGAGCUGGAGCGCCUACGGAAGGAAGUGCAGACCCUACAGGGCAGGCUGUCAGAGACACCGAGGGACAGCAAGGCCCAGACGGAGGGUGGUAGCCUGGGCCAGGACUGCGACCUACGGCAGGAGCGAGACCGGCUCGUCCGGGAGCUGGCCGAGGCUCAGGCAGGGCUGCGGGGGCAGGCACAGGAGCUCCGCAGAGCCCAGGAGCGGCAGGAGGACCUUCUCCAGAGGCUGCAGGAGGCCCAGGAGAGAGAGGCGGCCACAGCCAGCCAGACCCAGGCCCUGAGCUCCCAGCUGGAGGAAGCCCAGGACAGCAGCAGAAGGUUGCAGGCCCAGGUGGCCACCCUCUGCCGGGAGGUGACCCAGCUCCAGAGACAGAGGGAGCGAAGUCUCGAGAAGGAAUCUUUCCGGGUCAAGACCAUCCACACAGCCUCUGAGACCAAUGGCACGGGGCUGCCUGAGGGCGGGCCUCAGGAAGCGCAGCUGAGGAAGGAGGUGGCUGCCCUGCGUGUGCAGCUGGAGCAGGCCUGGGGCCGCGGGCUGAGUGGGAAGGAGGAGGCUCUGUGCCAGCUACAGGAAGAGAACCGGCGGCUGAGCCUGGAGCAGGAGCGGCUGGUGGAAGAGCUGGAGCGGGAGCAACAGAGCAAGCAGCAGCUGGAGGGCGAACGGCGGGAGACGGAGAGCAACUGGGAGGCCCAGAUCGCGGACAUCCUCAGCUGGGUGAAUGAUGAGAAGAGCUCAAGAGGCUACCUGCAGGCCCUGGCCACCAAGAUGGCCGAGGAGCUGGAGUCCUUGCGGAACGUGGGCACCCAGACGCUCCCUCCCCGGCCGCUGGACCACCAGUGGAAGGCCCGGCGGCUGCAGAAGAUGGAUGCCUCUGCCAGGCUGGAGCUGCAGUCGGCCCUGGAGGCCGAGAUCCGGGCGAAGCAGAGCCUGCAGGAGCGGCUGACACAGAUGCAGGAGGCCCAGCUGCAGGCCGAGAGCCGCCUGCAGGAGGCCGAGAAGCAGAACCAGGGCCUGCAGCAGGAACUGGCUGCGCUGCGGGAGGGACUGGUGGCCCGCGGCCCAGGGGACACUAAGCCCUCGAACUCCCUGAUUCCCUUCCUGUCCCUCCGGAGCUCAGAGAAGGAUUCCGCCAAGGACCCUGGCCUCUCAGGGGAGGCCCUGAGGCCUGGUGUGGAGCCAGAGCUGAGGCCAGAGGGCCGCCGCAGCCUGCGCCUGGGGGCCGUGCUCCCCAAAGCACCUGCUGCUCCCACCGCCCCUGCAGAAGGUCCUCCUGUAAAGCCUGGCUCACACGCGCUGCGGCCCCGGAGCUUCCCAUCCCCUACCAAGUGUCUCCGCUGCACCUCGCUGAUGCUGGGCCUGGGCCGCCAGGGCCUAGGCUGUGACGCCUGUGGCUACUUCUGUCACUCAGCGUGUGCCCCCCAGGCCCCGCCCUGCCCUGUGCCCCCUGACCUCCUCCACGCAGCCCUGGGAGUGCACCCCGAAACGGGCACGGGCACAGCCUACGAGGGCUUCCUGUCGGUGCCACGGCCCUCGGGUGUCCGGCGCGGCUGGCAGCGCGUGUUCGCGGCCCUCAGCGACUCCCGCCUGCUCCUGUUUGACGCCCCUGACCCACGGCUCAGCCCGGCCAGCGGGGCCCUGCUGCAGGCCCUGGAUCUGAGGGACCCCCAGUUCUCAGCCACCCCGGUCCUGGCCUCUGAUGUUAUCCACGCCCAGUCCAGGGACCUGCCCCGCAUCUUCAGGGUGACAGCCUCCCAGCUGACCGUGCCCCCCGCCGUGUGCACCGUGCUGCUGCUGGCCGAGAGUGAGGCCGAGCGGGAGCGCUGGCUGCAGGUGCUGGGCGAGCUGCAGCGGCUGCUGCUGGACACGCGGCCAAGGCCAAGGCCGGUGUACACACUGAAGGAAGCCUAUGACAAUGGGCUGCCACUGCUGCCCCACGCGCUCUGCGCCGCUGUCAUCGACCAGGACCGGCUUGCUCUGGGCACCGAGGACGGGCUGUUUGUGAUCCACCUGCAUAGGAAUGACAUCUUCCAGGUGGGCGAGUGCCGGCGGGUGCAGCGGCUGGCUGUGAGCCCCGCGGCGGGCCUUCUGGUCGUACUGUGUGGCCGUGGCCCCAGCGUGCGCCUCUUCGCCCUGGCCAAGCUGGAGAGCGCGGAGGUGGUGGGUGCCAAGAUCCCCGAGUCUCGAGGCUGCCAGGUGCUGGCAGCCGGGUGCAUCCUGCAGGCCCGCACCCCCGUUCUCUGUGUAGCCGUCAAGCGCCAGGUGCUCUGCUACCAGCUGGGCCCAGGCCCGGGGCCCUGGCAGCGCCGCAUCCGAGAGCUGCAGGCACCCGCACCUGUGCAGAGCUUGGGGCUGCUGGGCGACCGGCUGUGCGUGGGAGCCGCUGGUGCCUUCGCCCUCUACCCGCUGCUCAACGAGGCUGCGCCCUUAGCGCUAGGGGCCGGUCUGGUGCCCGAGGAGCUGCCACCGUCCCGCGGGGGCCUGGGCGAGGCGCUGGGUGCCGUGGAGCUCAGCCUUAGUGAGUUCCUGCUGCUCUUCACCACUGCGGGGGUCUAUGUGGACAGCGCCGGCCGCAAGUCUCGCAUCCACGAGUUGCUGUGGCCAGCAGUGCCCACAGGCUGGGGUAAGGCCUGCAGAGGGCCGGGCUGCGGAGGGUCCUCCUGCCUGACCAGCCCCUGCUCUGCCCUCAGUGGACUGCACCGGAUCUUCCUCUCCCAGGCCUUUGCUCAUGCUCUUCCCCCCGCCUAAACUGUUCUUCCUGUACCAGGCAAACUCUUUU